UAUCUGUGGUGGUGUUUUUAUGUGGCCCCACAGCCCUUCGGCUCAGCCCCCUCCGGCCAUCGCAUCCACUCCCUGCAGGGUGGAGGAGCUGAGCUGGGGGGUGGUCUAUCCCCUUGCCAAGGGCUGGGUGCUGCCAGCCCCUCCACAUCCCUCACUCUCCUCCAGCCCCAAAGGAAGAGCUCGGAGGAGCCAGGAUCCUCUCCCCACAUUCAGCCCUGUGGGCAUCAUCCCACCACCCGCUGCUUGCCCCCCGCCGUGCCUCGCACCCGACCCACAAGCAGUCGAUGCCUCCCGGAGAGCCCUCUGCACCCCAUCCUCCAGCAUGUCCCAGCUCUCCUCCACCCUGAAGCGAUACGUGGACUCAUCCCGCUAUGCCGAGACCACCUACAGCAAGGUGCCCAGUGCCCACAGCUCCUACACCUCCUAUGGAUCUACCGUGUCCACUUCCUAUGCAGACAGCAGCAAAAUUGGCUUCAAAUCCAGCUACCUGGGCUCCCCCCGGUACCACCACAUGGGGCUGUCCCCAACCAGUGGCUAUGACAGCAGCCGACUGCCCCUCUACCCCGACUCCAGCAUCCGCCUGAGCCCCACGUACAUCCGCACCCAGCCCCGCUCACCCGGGGGUGGGCUGAGUGGGGGUGCCUGUUACACCUUCACGGGGGGGCCCAGCAGCCUCCCAGCCUAUCUGCCCACCACGUCACCUCUCAGCCGUCACAAAUCCAUCAGCCACUCAGACCUGGCACGGGAAUUUUCGGGGCUGCACACCUCGGACAGUGCCUACUCGCCCACCAGGGGCCACCAGGAGCUCGGCCCCCUGCAGGGUCUCUACCAGGCUGCUGCUCACUCUGACUAUGUCCGUGGAUACCUGGAGAGCUACGGGAGGAAAAGCAGCUUCUCCACGGGCCCCCUCAGCCCCUCGCAGGCCCCCCUGGGCUCUGUCCUGCCCCCCUCGGGCCCCCGCUGCACCAGCCAGCCCUGCGAGAGGAGUGAUGGCUACAGUGACGCACCCGCCCGGGACCCCAUGAGCUCCAAGGCAGUGCAGGGGCUGACUGGUCUGCGAAACCUUGGCAAUACGUGCUUCAUGAACUCCAUCCUGCAGUGCCUGAGCAACACCAAGGAGCUGCGGGAUUACUGCCUGCAGAACCAGUACCUGCGGGACCUCAACAACAACAGCCGCAUGCGCACUGCGCUCAUGUCAGAGUUUGCAAAGCUUAUGCAGCUGCUCUGGACCUCAUCCCCCAACGACAGCGUGAGCCCCUCCGAGUUCAAGACCCAGAUCCAGAGAUACGCUCCCCGCUUCGUCGGAUACAACCAGCAGGAUGCACAGGAAUUCCUGCGGUUCCUCCUUGAUGGGCUCCACAGCGAGGUGAACCGGGUGCUGGUGCGGCCACGGCCCAACACGGACACCCUGGACCACCUCCCUGAUGACGAGAAGAGCCGUCAGAUGUGGAGGAGGUACCAGGAGAGGGAGGACAGCCGCAUAAGUGACCUCUUCGUGGGGCAGCUGAAGAGUUCGCUGACCUGCAGUGAGUGCGGCUACUGCUCCACAGCCUUUGAUCCCUUCUGGGACCUGUCCCUCCCCAUCCCCAAGAAAGGCUAUGGGGAGGUGACCCUCAUGGACUGCCUACGGCUCUUCACCAAAGAGGAUGUGCUGGACGGGGACGAGAAACCGACGUGUUGUCGCUGCAAAGCCAGGACGAGGUGCACGAAGAAAUUCAGCAUCCAGAAGUUCCCCAAGAUCCUGGUGCUUCACCUGAAACGCUUCUCAGAGGCCAGGAUACGAGCGAGCAAGCUCACCACUUUUGUCAACUUCCAGCUGAAGGAUCUCGACCUCCGGGAAUUUGCCUCGCAGAGCUGCAACCAUGCUGUUUACAACCUCUACGCUGUCUCCAACCAUUCGGGCACCACCAUGGGGGGACACUACACCGCCUACUGCAAGAGCCCCAUCUCCAGCGAGUGGCACAGCUUCAACGACUCCCGCGUCACCCCCAUGUCAUCCAGCCACGUCCGCAGCAGUGAUGCCUACCUGCUCUUCUAUGAGCUGGCCAACCCCUCCUCCCGCAUGUAGCCAGCCCGGCCUCCCCAGGGGACCCCUGUGUCAUCCCUCAGAUCCAGCCCCUACAGGUUUCAGCCUUUUGCCACCCAGGUGCAAGAGGGAGGUGAAGAGGAGAGACCCCGAGGUGGCUGCAGUGGGAGGCUGGAGGUGGCUGGGAGCAGAACCCAGGCAAGGACACCCCAGCUCCCAAGUGAGGAGGGCAGCCUGUGGUGGGGCAGGGCCCAGGCAGCUCAGGCACCUCCUGGUCACUGGCAUUUGGUUUUUACCUUAGAGUAUGUUCUAGCUUCUUUUUUAUUAUUAUUUUGUUUCUUUUCUAUUUUUUUUGUGGGGUUUUUUUUUUGUUUGUUUUUGUUUUGUUUUGUUUUUGUUUGUUUCCUUUAAUUUUGUUUUGGUUUUUGUUGGUGUGUAAUAAAAACGCUGAGCGAGGGACUCUGGGGGGGGCAUGGGUCUGCCUGUCCCACUGACUCAGCCAGGACCUCUUCUCCCCUGGGGGAGCACCCUGAGCUGGGGACCCAGGAGAGCCUCCCUCAUCACUCCUGGCUUCUUGGCACUCCCAUUCUGCUUGGCCAUCCCAGAGGAUUCAAGAACUGCUCCUGGCCUCCUCCUGGCACUUCUGAACCUCCUUGCUAAGGACCCUGGCCCUUCAGUUUCCUCCGUCCCAUCUCAGGCAGCACGUCCCCAGUAGCUGCCCCAUGCACACGCCUCAAAGCAGCCUGAGUUCAGGCCCAGACUCACGGACACGAGGAAGGAGAACAUUUUCUGGAAUUUAUUUGUAUUUAUAGUGGACUUUGCUCAGCCUGGAGCACCUCACUGCUUCCUGGCUCUCCAAGGACUUGUGCCGGGGGAUGCUUUGGGUAGGUUUUUACCUCCCUCCUCAUACGACGGUGCCUUAAACCAUUUAGGGGAGCGGGAGGCCAUGGGGGUUGCCCAGGAACGUCUGUCCUGUGGAGGAAAAGGAGGACAGUGGCUUUCCAGGACCAUCUGCAAUUGGGGUUUUCUUCCCCCUGCGAUCAGGAGCCCCCCUGGGUGCCUGGGGAUGCACAUCCCCACCUGCCCUGCUGCUCUGUCCUACAGCUAGCAAAUGCCAGUGGCCUUUUUAGCCUUUUCUCUAAUUUAUUCUCCUCCCCAUCCUGCCUUGCCUGAGGUGCAACAGGAGGAGAGAUGGGCCCGACCCAGCAGAAUCCCAGCCCCAGCCCGCAAGGCAGCUAUGUCCAACCCAGCAACCCAUCCUGCUCCCCCCUUUCUGGCCCUGUGGGCACAGGCUGAGCACUCUCCAGCAUCCCACCCAGGCUGGGCCAUACUGGGGGGCUCAGGAGAGGGCAGAGCAGGAUGGAGGGGCUGCCCACGGCAGGUACCGGACUGGGGCAGUGUUGCUGCUUGGCAGGUGGCUUGUUUACUGUGUAAGCAAGGUGGGUGGGAAGUGUCUUGUACAAGGGAGACUUGUGCAGGAAUAAAUUUUAGCUUGAACAGAA
This is a messenger RNA of Calypte anna (Anna's hummingbird), 3528 nucleotides long. RefSeq names its product ubiquitin specific peptidase 2 (gene USP2). Bases 20 to 2068 code for a protein of 682 amino acids. Gene Ontology annotation, molecular function: cysteine-type deubiquitinase activity. Gene Ontology annotation, biological process: protein deubiquitination. Lineage: Eukaryota; Metazoa; Chordata; Aves; Apodiformes; Trochilidae. The transcript has 13 exons. Gene Ontology annotation, cellular component: cytoplasm. The record is from RefSeq and is a predicted model, not a curated record.